AUGGUCAACUCCUGUUGUGGCUCUGUCUGCUCUGACCAGGGCUGUGGUCAAGGCCAGGAGAACUGCUGCAGCCCCAGCUGCUGCCAGCCCACCUGCUGCCGCCCCAGCUGCUGUGUGUCCAGCUGCUGCAGGCCUCAAUGCUGCCAGUCUGUGUGCUGCCAGCCUACCUGCUGUCGCCCCAGCUGCUGUGUGUCCAGCUGCUGCAGACCCCAGUGCUGCCAGUCUGUGUGCUGCCAGCCUACCUGUUGCCGCCCUAGCUGCUGUGUGUCCAGCUGUUGCCGUCCCAGCUGCUGUGUGUCCAGCUGCUGCAGGCCCCAGUGCUGCCAGUCUGUGUGCUGCCAGCCCACUUGCUGCCGCCCCAGCUGUUGCAUCUCCAGCUGUUGCCGCCCCUCCUGUUGUGGCUCUAGUUCCUGUGGUUCCAGCUGCUGCAGGCCCAGCUGUUGCAUCUCCAGCUGCUGCCGCCCCUCCUGUGGGAGCUCCAGCUGCUGUGGCUCCAGCUGCUGCCGCCCCUCCUGUGGGAGCUCCAGCUGUUGUGGUUCCAGCUGCUGCCGCCCCUGCUGCUGCCUCCGCCCAGUCUGUGGCCAAGUCUCCUGUCAAACCACCUGCUAUCGCCCAACCUGUGUCAUCUCCACCUGCCCCCGCCCCACCUGCUGUGCCAUCCCUUGUUGA
This is a messenger RNA of Chrysochloris asiatica (Cape golden mole), 669 nucleotides long. Its product is annotated as keratin-associated protein 4-7-like. The coding region runs from base 1 to 669 and encodes 222 amino acids. Lineage: Eukaryota; Metazoa; Chordata; Mammalia; Afrosoricida; Chrysochloridae. The transcript has a single exon. Gene Ontology annotation, cellular component: keratin filament. The record is from RefSeq and is a predicted model, not a curated record.